GAUUGACAUGUAACACAUGCGUGUUUUGUAUGUGUUCACUUCCAAAAUUCGUAUGUAUUCAUUAAGAGGGUCGAUACUACGGAUAUACAUGCUACACAAAGCAUGUAAAGGUCAUUCUAUAAUUAGAACGGAAAACCCCGGGAUAUGACACGAUUCUCCUAAAUGUAAUAAAAUUACAAAGAUCUCCAAUUCCACAAAGUUUUAACAUGCCGAUCUACACAUGAAACCUACACCGAAAAAAAUUGGUCUGUGGACUCUUAUAAUUGGAGUCGUAGUGCAGACAAUCAUUUUCAUUGCCAUCGUUAUCACUUGGCGAUGUCGUCGAAACUACGAUAAGGUGGGAAGUUCGAUAUGUACCCCAUGCACAGACCUGUGGUCGCGAAGAGAUGGUCUUAUUGAAAAUAAAAAGAAACUUGUUGGCACGAUGAGGCGAUCUGAAGACAACAGUACAUGCUGCGGCGGUUCGGAACUUGUUCUCAAACUAGCCAUGCGAAAGAUCACUAUUGAUUUGUACUUCGACCAGACAAAAAAUGUUCCUGUUCCCUCAAAGUACGAGCUCUGUGACACUCACCAGGACACGGCUCCACAUGCUCGACUGACCGGAAUUGUAAGCACAUCUCCAAAGCAAGAUAGCCAUCGACUGCACUGGACAAAAGACGGGGACACUUUCACCACCAACGGAGCAACACAUCUCGAAGACGAUGGCGAAAUAUUUAUAUGGAAACCUGGAAACUACCUUAUUAGUACUUCCCUCCACCUUAUGACAAACUCAAACAAAACCGGGACCGUAGACUAUGGCGGCUCAGCAAGCACAACAAAUCCUACGGCUGACAACGACAGCUACUAUGUUUUCUCCCAGUUCUUAUACCUGACGUCACCUCAAACCACCGGGAAGACCACGGUAAUUUCGGAACGCCGCCAUGAUCUACCAUGUGGUUACAAAGAGGGGAUUUGUUUCCCCAGCGUCCUGAAGGCGGUUUACCGGUUUGAAGAGUUCGAUCGAGUAUCGGUUGCAGUAAGUCAUCCACAGCUUGUAGUCCUUGGUGACGUAAACAGCACGUUUACGGCAUUUUAUACACAUGGCUAAGAUUUUGGCACAACAUUGAACAUUGUGUCUUUCUUAGAAAUUUACAUAUGCUUUAUUGUUUCUGUGAGACAAAAUGAUUUUGUUUUUCAUGUUUAAUUAAGCCCAUACAAUUGAAAUGCGUUCGAACUUUAUGGUGAAACUGUAGAAUAAUUGUGUAAGGUUUAGUUAAAACUAAUGAGAACAAUACUUGAAGUUGUAUGGGAUGACUUUAAUUAAACCUUUGUUUAAUAUUAUAUUUUAUAUUGCUUUAAUGCCUCAUCUUCUCGCAUAGAUCUGAUAGACGCACAGCUGAUUUUCUUAAACAUACUUAAUGGUUACCUUUAUAUAUAGCUGUCAUUGAUAUAUACCUUUGAUAUUUCGUUUCUUCUGAUGUAGAUCUAGAUGUGAGGGGUUUUAAUUUUAUCAAUUUCUUUUCAGUGCCUUUUUUUUAAAUAUUUGCUAAUGUAUGCUAAUGUGAAACACAUGCUUUCGGUUUUUACAGGUUCUUCAUUGGUUAAAUAAUGGAAAAUUGUUUUCUCAACUCUCUUAGUCGGAUAGAUUUCAUCUGCCUUAAAGGGGCCUUUUCACAGAUUUUGGCAUGUAUUGAAGCUUGUCAUUAAAUGCUUUAUAUUGAUAAAUUUAAACAUUGGACCUAAAUAUCUCCAGUAAAAAACACAAAAAUACAUUUUUAAAAAAAGGAAAAAAGUAACCCUCAACAGGGCUCGAACCACUGACCCCUGGAGUCCUGGAGUAAAAAGUCUCCCGCCUAGACCACUCGACCAUCCGUGCUCAUACUAUAAACGGUGGUAUGUUUUACCUAUAUAAGCAAUCUUCGUAGUUCCCCAAAAUAUAACGACAACAACAGAACUUUCCAAAUUAUUCAAUCGUUUCGCGUUGCAACGCUUUAUAAUUUGCAGGUUUUCAAAUCGUCAAAAUGUGCAUAUAAUGGAUAUUUUAGAGCAUGAUAAAUGUUCAGUAUUACUAUUUCCUAACAAAUAUCAUAACUAAAACGAAAAUUUGCGAAUCUGAAACAACUUUUUUAAUAUUGCCAAUUUACCAAAAUGUGAAAAGGCUUUUUAAGUGAAUUUCCGAGUGAGAAUAAACUCGUCGGGCUUUAUUACAAGCACGGGGAUCGUUAGGUAAAAAAUACUCUAUUAUACUAUAUACAUAUAUACAAUAUAUAUACAACUGUCAAAUUUCCUGCACAACAUCAUGGUCUGAACAAUAGCAAAAAAAUCGCUUCCAAAAGCAAUAAUUACACCAAAAAACUGUAUAACAACAGCUCAGACAUUUAUCUAUCAGAUAAUAACUAUGUUUAUAGCAGUAAAAGUGUUCAUAGUUGUGUUUGAAACGAAAGUUUCAUGAAAAACGGUAAAUUUUUCGAAAUGCGACACAGGUGUGCACACCCACUUUGACACAUUUUGUUUCAUAAUUUAAUAAUUACAGAGAAGUUGAGCAAAUUUUACCUUGUUUUAUUAUCUAUAGACACUUUAUUAAUCAAAGUAGACACCUUCCAUAAUUGCAUGUAUCUGCAUAUAUGUAAAACACCGUAAAUAUUAAAUUUGUUUACAUUUCUACUAUCUUCAAGGAUUUGUAUGCAAUUUGUCAGGUAAUGUUACGUGGAACGUGAAUGGCUGGAUUUAUUACUGCAGUGGAAUUUCAACCAAUCAAAUCGCAUGUUAGAAACACAUGUGAACUAUCCAAAAUGAAAGUAAAGCAUUGUCAUUGUGAAAUUGAAGCAGAUCGAUAUGAAUUUCUAGCAAAACAUGCUCACUUAAUAGCAAUUAUGUUCUAUUUUACUAUGAAAAAAACUAUCCAAGGAAUAUGUACCAGCAAAAGAGCUUUAUAACAAAGGAAUACGAAAAUUACUUCUAGAAUUCCCAGUUUUCAGCUGUGCACACCUGUGUCCAAGUAAGGAUUUUUGAGCAUUUUGAAUGAAACUUUCUCUCUUAGUUCAAUGAAAAGCUUGUACUUUAUUGCCAAGUGUAUUAUUUUCUGAAAGAUAAAUGUCUUGGCUGUUGUAAUACAUUUUAAUUGGUGUAUUUAUUGCGUUUGGAAGCAAAUUUUUCGCUAUUGUUUACACCAUGGUUGUGUGCAGGAAUUUUCACAGUUGUAUCCCUUGUAUAUAUAUGUAGUAUAAUAGAAUAUUUUUACUUAACGGUCCCUAUGAUUAUAAGCAUAUAUCGUUUGUUAAAUUUUGAUGAUCUUCUAACUGACUGCAGAGUGAGUUAAGGUACUUGAUUUAUCACAAAUGACGUUUGCACUACCCAUGUUAAAUGCUCCAUGUCUUAUCUACACUGAUAGUGUUAAUUUAAUAAUCUCAAGAAACUCAAGAUUUCUAUUAACCAAGAGGGGACUUAAUUGUUUCACAACAAGUUCUUGUCAUGACAUUUAUGUUUUCAUCGACCUGGUAUUUGUUUUGCAAUACUUAUACACGUAUGCCUUACAAUGUUUCUAUAUUUAGAUACAAAUAUGUUCCGCGGUAUGUAUUUUUGGGAAGAAAUUAUUUCUUCUGUUGUCUUUGUAACAAUACCUACUUGCAAUUUGUUUUUAUGAGUACUAAAUUUAAGAACAUAAGUAGUAAUUAUCAUGGCUAGCACAAAGUAUACGUGAACGUGUACGUUCGUUGUGUCUACUAGAUCGCAGUAUCGAGUUAUUUCUAUUGCGCCUAUAUAAGUUGUACUCAAGUUCAUGAAGGAAAUAAACAGCAACAAAUGUAUUUUACUAUAAACUUUUAUCAUACGCGGAAAAAAAUGAUUGUCUUACACGUUAUUAAUAUUCUAUAACAUUGAGCCUUGCAUGCAUUCUCUGUAAACUCGUUUUGUUUGCUUGUCGCUGUUGAUGCAUUUAAGUCUGUUUAUUGACAUUGUUUCCUUGUGUGUUCAAAAAGCAUUUCAGUAUUAUAAAUGUGUGUGUUCAAAUGAAUUUUAUUAGCUCUCUCACCGUGGUUUCGCAAGGAUGUACUAUUAUUUUGCCCUCCGUCCGUCUAUUUGUUUGUCUGUCUCUCCGCCCGUUAACUAAUUAUUCCAUAACUAAAAUUAAUGAUCAGAUUUUGCAAUACGAUGAGUAUGCACUACCUUUUAUUUACAAAGGGUCAAAUGUAAGAUCGCUGCUUCUCUAAACCCACUAAAACUUGUUAAACUUCCUGGUCAAGUGUCUAAGAUAUGACAUUGAAACUUUGUAUAAACCUAAGGCUGUAUGUUCACUCUUCGUCCGUCUUGCAUGCCUCCCGUUCGUCCGUCCAUCUGACUUAACUAGAUAUUAGAUAUGAUAAUGCUCUUUUUUAGAAUUGAAAAUGAAACUUCCAUAUAACAGGAAUAUGCUUGACCUUUUAUUUCCCCGGAGGUCUAAUGUAAAGUAACCGCAUGUAUUACAAAAAAAGAAUAACACUACCUUUUGUCAUAACUCGAGAAGUAUGAACUUAACCAUAAUUUUUUAAUUAAUCUUACAGUACAUAUAAACCAUAAUGUUAGGUGAGUGCGGAACAUCACAUGUCAAACCUUAACAUUUACUGUGCCUUGAUAAUAGGACGUGACAUUUGAAUAUAAAAUGUUACACAUGUAUAAUUAUAAAGAUUAAGGCGGUAUUGCACACUUAAAUUGAUUUAGAUCUUUACCGGUCGGGGACUCCUGUAUUGCUUGCAAUACCUUCCGAGCAUUUGUGUAUGUAUCUUCGUAAGGCAGCUGUCACUAGAAUGACUGAGUGAUUAAAUGUAAAUGUAUUACUUGAUUUGCUUAUAAUAAACUCGUCAUUUCGACU
Dreissena polymorpha is the source of this 4825-nucleotide messenger RNA. RefSeq lists its product as uncharacterized. Gene Ontology annotation, cellular component: membrane. NCBI's taxonomy places the organism in Eukaryota, Metazoa, Mollusca, Bivalvia, Myida, Dreissenidae. The coding region runs from base 221 to 1087 and encodes 288 amino acids. Gene Ontology annotation, molecular function: tumor necrosis factor receptor binding. The record is from RefSeq and is a predicted model, not a curated record. Gene Ontology annotation, biological process: immune response. The transcript has 5 exons.